Messenger RNA from Electrophorus electricus (electric eel), 1501 nucleotides. RefSeq lists its product as uncharacterized. Lineage: Eukaryota; Metazoa; Chordata; Actinopteri; Gymnotiformes; Gymnotidae. Gene Ontology annotation, cellular component: NatC complex. Gene Ontology annotation, biological process: N-terminal peptidyl-methionine acetylation. The record is from RefSeq and is a predicted model, not a curated record. Gene Ontology annotation, molecular function: protein-N-terminal amino-acid acetyltransferase activity.
GCGAGUACAUCGACAAAAAUUUACGGCAGUGAGGGGCAAGAAAAGACGUGGUGCAGGGAACUCAUAGGUGCUUACCUGAAGCCCAAAUUGAAUUGCGUUUUAACGUGGGAAUGCGUCUAUUUUAUUCGAAGAAGCGGGUCGAUUAAAGACUCCUCACUUGAAGAAACUGGCUUCCGUUGUUUCCUUUUAUAACUUGUAGCUCUGAUCUGAAUGAGGUGGAAUGGCUGCAGUGCCGACGGGGCCUAGCGGUGCAUUGCCAGCAUCCCCGGUCGAAAUUAUUCCCUUCCCCGGGGAUGGAUGCGCUGGACCUGGGGAAGGGGAGAAACGCGUGAUAAAGAAGGAAUCGGUUAUUUCCAACGUUGGGAAAGAAGGAGAUAUCAGUGAAUGUAAACGAGAGCGAGAGAAUAACCAGAGGUACUUGUUCUCGGAGAUACACCCCCACUGUCCAACGUUAGACCGGCAAGUGAACGGUUUAAAUUGUUUUGGUGUGGACGGCUUUACGCAAAACUACGAGGACGGCAGCCUUGAAGAACUAAGACUGGUAAUGGACCACUGUGACAAGCAUAUAGGAGUUGCAAAGAACAAUUCAAAUAGCGUUCAAAAUAAUAACGACCGAGAGCAGCGAGAUCACCGGCUCCGUUUUCCUUGCUACGAUAUGAACACAAACAGUGACAGCAGCAUUCACGGAGUCCUUAAAUUAUCCCGAACUGAUGGCAGUCCAAGCCAUUCAAGUAUUGGAGAUGAAAUUGGUAGUAAAAACUCAAGUGUGAUCGCAGAAUGUUGUCCGAGGCCUGACGAAAGGCCUGGAGUAAUAUCUCAAACGGGGGCUGAUGUACCAUUGGAGGAGCUGUCCAGACUAGACUUGAACCACUCGUUCCUCAGAGAAACGAGGCGAAGUGAAGAGAUUAAUUAUGUGCGUUAUGAAUCCGAACUUCAAAUGCCAGGCAUUAUGAGACUUAUAACCAAGGAUUUGUCCGAGCCUUACUCUAUAUAUACGUACCGGUACUUUAUCCACAACUGGCCUCAGCUCUGCUUUCUGGCGAUGGUAGAGGAGGAGUGUGUGGGGGCUAUUGUGUGUAAGCUAGACAUGCACAAGAAGAUGUUCCGGCGUGGGUACAUCGCCAUGCUUGCCGUGGACUCCAAACAUCGUCGAAAAAGCAUUGGUACUAACCUUGUUAAGAAAGCCAUCUAUGCUAUGGUGGAAGGAGACUGUGAUGAGGUGGUGCUGGAGACAGAGAUCACAAACAAAUCUGCCCUGAAGCUGUAUGAGAACUUGGGUUUUGUGAGGGACAAGCGGCUCUUCAGAUAUUAUCUCAACGGCGUGGAUGCUUUGCGGCUCAAGCUGUGGCUACGCUAAGCUCUGUCCCUGUCAGAUGUUGUUUUCCUUCAACAGGCUAACAGUUAACAGCAGACUUCACAAAUUCUGUAGCCCUGGGGCUCAGAUACUCAAGGCCACAUUUGUCUUUGCUGGUCAAGCAAACUGAAGGACUAUAUAUAUAUC